Messenger RNA from Kwoniella botswanensis, 2160 nucleotides. RefSeq lists its product as uncharacterized. The transcript has 8 exons. Gene Ontology annotation, biological process: rRNA processing. Gene Ontology annotation, cellular component: nucleus. Lineage: Eukaryota; Fungi; Basidiomycota; Tremellomycetes; Tremellales; Cryptococcaceae. The coding region runs from base 1 to 2160 and encodes 719 amino acids. The record is from RefSeq and is a predicted model, not a curated record.
AUGCCAAAAGCCACAAGGAAGAAGAAGGAAAAACAAGCUGAUUUCACUAAAGCGAAAUUGAAGCUUGGUAAAGGGAAGAAACAAGCUAGUAAUGCUACCGACACUUCGUUCAAGGCUAGAUCCAUUGCUUUACCUGGACAACAAGCUAUCUCCCGAGCUAUCCUUAAUUCCGAUGGACUAGGUCCAAGCGAACCUACCACCGCCAAUGGUCUUACGUUGGAAGAUCUGUUUAUUCGAUUCAGACAUCCUAAUGCUGGUGUCAGGAGGGAAUCUUUGGGAGGAGUCAAGGAAAUCUUGUCGAUUGAUGUGGGAAGGGACAUUGGGAAAGUUCUUAGAGCUUUAGGAGGACUAGUUUCUGAUGAUGACGCAACGGUACGAAAGGCUUUGAUAGGUCUUCUAGCAUGGUACCUCCCUCAAUUUCCAGUCUCCACACUCUCACCUCAUCUUCCUCUAUUAAUCCUUCAGACAUCCUCAUCACUCUCGCACAUUUUCCCUGAAAUCCGAUUAGACGCCUGUAAACUCGUCCAUCUCCUCCUCACCCACGUGCCCUCACACGUAGUGGGCAAUUGGCCGAGGGAAUCGUCGAAUAUACUCGAAGGUCUGAGAUUGGCUGUUGGUCUAGGAGUGAAUAGUCAGAUUGGGAGGUUGACUGGCGGAGCGAAGCUUGUCACCCUAAGAGCGAUGAUGGAGUUUGUCAAGAAAGGUCUAGGUCAGGGCGAAGAGCAGAGUAACCAAGAGUGGUUAGAAGGCUGGGUAGAAAAGAAGGACAAAGGCAAGGGUGUUGAAAUAAAGGUGAAGAAUGAACCUACGUUUGAAGACUUGGCUCAAGAGGGUUGGGUCGUAGGUUCAGGAUGGGAUUUGCAGAAAGAAGUAGAAGUUUCAUGGGAAGUUGGGAGGCUGACCGCUCAGGGGAACGAGGAUGAGGAUGGAGUUCUGUCUGUUCUAUCACAAUUAUACAUUUCCUUACAUCCCUUACUUCUCUCUACAUUCCUCGAGAACGCUCCCACUGCAUUUUCACCGUCAUCCACAUCAUCGACUCCAUCUACCGAAGAUAUCCCUCUGGCACUUUGCACCACUACCGCAUCCCUGACUGAAUUACUCGCCCGUGCCAUCCUCACUCGAUCGUCUACCACCAUUUCGACAGAACUGAAAGAAGUUAGAGGUAAUAUAUCGGAUUUCCUAAAACGGAUGGCAGCAUGGUUCCCUUUCUCCUCUAAUCGAUUAAACGUCCCCACGCCGAGUGGACUGACAGCGGGAUUCGAGCUGUCUUUAGUAUACUCGAAUUUGGCAGUAUUACUUGCUCCCAGACCGGUCGAGCUGAUCUGGCCUAAAGAUACCAGGAACACGAAGGAAAUAGGUUGGAAAGAGCGUGUAAGGGUCAUUGAAAAUACAUGGGAAGAGAUGAGGAGGAAACAGAACGUAAAAGGGAAAGGCAAGGAAAGUGCAGAUGAAUGGGCAUUGGAAGAAGUCGCCUCAUGGGUUGUUGAAGUACUCGCUCCAAAGAAAGAUAUCUUAUCUCCCCAACUCACCCCUGCAGCUUACACUGCCAUACUCCCAAUUAUAUUUUCUCUUCUCAUCCAGCCCCCCUCUAGGUCCAUCGACGAGGAGGAUAUACCCUCGACAGUUGGCGAUGCCUUCCUUUCUCACCUUUUGAGAACAAGCUCGACCUCCUCCAUACGCACUGUUGGAGAUGGGUUCGUAGUCACUUUAACAGAAAUACAUGAACAACGGCAUCCGAGGUAUCCAUUUUACAUACCAUUUAGCAACACAGAAUUGAGAGGUAAAUUUCAAACAUGGUUCGAGAGUUUACCUAAAGUACUUUGGGAAUUGGGUACCAAGGAUGAAGGUGCUACUCAGCAGAUAUUGGAGUUUUUGUUGAGGCUGGGACUAAGGGGGAAAGAAGCUUUGGAUGAUAAGUAUAGUAUACUCAGUGCUGACAAAUUUACAUCGAUAUCAUCGAAAUUGGCACCAUUCUUCCACCUCCAACAUCCCUCGAAGGGAUCGAUACCUGGUCCAUGGACAAAGUUGUCUGAUGCGAAAGUGAAGAAGCUAGGAUUGGACGUGGUACGAGUUUGGAUUGAAUGGGAUGAUGGAAGAUUGAAGGAUGCUACGUCCAGAGCGGUCAGGGAUGGUGAAUGGGAGGGUUACUGGUUGAGGUGA